CCCCUCACCGUCCGUAGUAUGGCCUUUUAUAUGAUCAUACUGAAUAGAACGAACAAGUCAAGUCAUGGUUUGACGAAUAGCGCCGUCUAGCAGCAAGCGUAAAGCUCCCCCCUACUUCAGUUUCAACCUUUCCUUCAACUCCAUCUCCACCCACCACCCACACACCAGCCUCCCUCCGCCAUGCCUCCGAUAGCGGGCCAAACCCUCCUAGUAAUCGGCGGGACAUCCGGGAUCGGGGCCGCGGUAGCCAAGCUCGCCGCCGCCGAGGGUCUCGACGUCUCCGUCGCAUCGUCGAACCCGCUCCGGGUCAAAAGCGCCGUCAAGGCGAUCCAGGAUGCCGUCCCCGUCGCCCGUAUCAAUGGCUACGUGUGCGACGUGAACCACGACGACGCCGAGUCCAGCAUCGAGCAGCUACUCUCCGACGUCACCAACGCUAACGGGCGUCCUCUCGACCACAUCGUGUACACAGCAGUCGUGCUGGACGUGCGUCCCGUCGCCGACGUGAACAUGAAGUACCUACGCGACAGCACGCAAUUUGGAUACGUAGUACCGCUGCUAAUCGCGAAGCUAGCGCCGCGCUACGUGAACCAGAGCUACAAGUCAUCGCUAACGUUCACGAGCGGCCGGGUUGCCGAGCGACCGGUUAAGGGUAUGGCGGUCGCCUCGGGCUGGGGUGCGUCGCUCUUCGGUACCACGCGUGGUCUCGCGCUGGACCUCGCGCCCGUGCGUGUUAACCUCGUGAGUCCCGGUGCCACUGACACGAAGAGCGGCGAGGAAUGGACUCGGUGGGUGGAGAUGAUGGCCAAGACUGCCUUGCUCGGAAAGAUCGGGACUCCUGAGGAGGUCGCAGAGGCGUACAUCUAUUUGAUGAAGGACACUAAUAGCACGGGAAGCUGUCUAAGUACAAACGGGGGUAUCUUAGUUCAGUAGAACAAGAAUUAGCAUCGAAUGCUUGAAAGGCCAGAGAGGUAUGCAUGCUCUGAGAUAGAUAUACCAAUUAGAAGUGAGAAUUAUAAGCAGGUCGAAGUGGCGGCAGCAGAGUUCGAUGUCGUGAGUGGAAUUAUUGUUAUGCUAUUGGCACCUUUUAUUACCAAGUCUUAUUCUCCCCCUUUAUUUA
This is a messenger RNA of Daldinia loculata, 1117 nucleotides long. Its product is annotated as putative short chain dehydrogenase/ reductase. Bases 181 to 930 code for a protein of 249 amino acids. The transcript has a single exon. The record is from RefSeq and is a predicted model, not a curated record. Gene Ontology annotation, molecular function: oxidoreductase activity. NCBI's taxonomy places the organism in Eukaryota, Fungi, Ascomycota, Sordariomycetes, Xylariales, Hypoxylaceae.